ACAGAAUCACGUAAAAUAGGGGGCGGAGAGGUGAAAGCAAAACAUUGGAAAACAAUUUUCAAUUCCUUAAUUUUUUGAUCGCUAUUUCUUCCACCACUCAUAGACACGCAGCAAGCCCAUCGAGGUCAAACUUCAUUCAAAGAUGACUCGUUGAAAACGCGAGCGAGAUAAAAUUAGAAGAAGCGCGUCUCGUCCCCUUGAAGAUGCCCGCCUUGGUCGACUGAUAACGAGGAGCGGCGCAUCAUGUGAAUAGCGUUUUAAGGAUGACCAUGAUGUCUGCCGUCAUCCCUCCUGGCUCUCUUUCGUCCAACUCUGCGCUGGAGCAGCAGCAGGAGGAUGAGCGCCAAAAGCUACUCGCAUCCUUGCUCAAGUCAGUCAAGGCUUGUCAGACGCGAUUCGGCGGCCGAUCGCAGUUGGCCACCGAGAGUGAGCCGUGUGUGGCCGUGCUGUGCACAGCCCUCGAAGCUGUCCUGCUGCACGGCCUCAAGAUGAGACCAGGAAAUGGUCAGGCGUCCACUUUAAGGCAUAUGACUGAAUUAGUCUCCUCAAGUUUGAGCCUAAGUCGAGUUCUACCUCAGGAUAAUCCAGCCCCUUGGAGGUUCAUCCGAGAGACAUUGACUCGUCAUGAAUCUGAGCGGUUCCUCCUGCUCAAAAGAGUCUGCACGGACUGGGGCCGGGGCAGGGCAUGGUUAAGAGCUUCCCUGAAUGAACGCUCUCUAGAACGAGGUCUGAAUUUCCUCAGGGCCGCUCCCAAUUUGUCCUACCAUUACCAUACCUGGGCUUUUCUGCGUGACGAAGAAAGGGCCUCAACCUUGACUACGAUGGCAGCUGGCUUGGGGUCCGUAUUGUUUGCCAUUAAUGUCGACAAUAACAUGCUGAAUGAUGGGGAUCCAGAGAGAAUAAGCAGAAGUGCCUUAUUCGGUCAGUUGGAACCAGAAAUCAAGUUAUCCGCCAGUGAGGAUGAGCAGCGGCCGCAGCAUUUGAGGAGAAGGAAAGCUCCUCCCACCAUUGUGUCUUUUGACGAUGACAUUUGCACCCCCGUCUCUUCGACUUCUGAAAUUUCAGAAUAUCCCUUCUCCAGCGCGCCACCUACUUGCCUCAACUCGCCCAUCAGCCCGCAACCUCCAACAUCAUCACAGCUACCUGCCGAGAGCAGCGGCAAAAAUCAGGGCGCCACUCUCACUCCAGUCACAAAUGCAGGCGUCGGGGAAUUAAUUCCAGUUUUCCCGAAUGGCAACAUUGCAGCAGCUGCUACUGACGAGGAAGACUCUAUAUCAGUGCCAAGUUACUCAGAGGACCUCGAUAGUGCUGCGGCUGCUCUGUUGGCGACUCAAAAGCUGCUGGAGAAGCAGAGUGCCCAGCUUGUUAUUCCUCCUUCCCCUGACAAGAGCGAGAAAAACGAAGAAUCUUUGAUAGUGCCUCCUGAAGAUCCAGUCACUGCCCUCCACUCCUUGCUCUCUCAGUGUUCAGCGCUCGAAAGUGAAAACAGAGCCUUGCGCUCGUCCCUUAGACAAGAGCAGUCCUUUGGUUGCCAAAUUUCCGAAGAACUGGUCGAACUGAAGCGCACAAGCAAGGACAAAGUCGCCCAGUUGCAAGUUCGUCUCCAGGCACUCACCAGGGAAAAUGAGAUGCUUAAGCAUCAGCUCAAAAAGUAUGUGGCUGCCGUGCAAAUGCUGAACAAGGAUGGCACCAGUGCACAUCAAAUCAUAGCUGAUUUAACUCCAGCCUUGAACCAGUACGUCCAGGAUGAAGAAACACGACAGCAGCAAAAUGAAGAGAGCCAAUACGAGCAGAAACUUGUCCAGGUUGCAGAAAUGCAUGGGGAGUUGAUGGAAUUCAACGAACGACUGCAGCGGGCCCUGCACAACAGCGAGUCGACUGCUGCUCUUCUGCGGGCAGAGCUGGAGCUGCUGAGGGGGCCUCUGCCCAUCUCCUCGCAGGCGUCAGACUCGUUACUAGACCCUGACAGUCCAUCCAGUUUGCAAGCCACGGGUGCUUUAGUCCACAUUUGGGUGCCUUCAGCCUUCCUCACGGGCGGAACCUCAGACGUCCACCAUGUGUACCAGGUGUACGUACGCAUCAAGAACGAGGAGUGGAACGUCUACCGGCGCUACGCCCAGUUUCAUUCCUUACACCGCGAUCUCAAGAGAAGGCACCCUGCGGUCAAGAACUUUGACUUCCCUCCCAAGAAAACGCUUGGAAACAAGGACGCGAGGUUUGUAGAGGAGCGCAGACUUCGACUUCAGAAAUAUUUGAGACACGUCGUCAAUCAUGUGGUACAGGAAAGCAUGCAGGAUGACGAAUCUCCUUCCAAGGAACUGCUCAUUCAGAUUUUACCCUUCUUCGGGGAAGGGCCUCACGUACGUGAAAGAAACAACAGGGCAAGAAGUAGUUCUGCUAGCAGGAGUCCCCGAACAAACAUUCCUUUGUACACAGGCUUGUAAUUGAUUUUUUUUUUAAUUACGAAACAGGAUUAUGACGAGCGCAGUAGGUGGAUACCGAGGUUUAAUGUUUAAUCGAGUAGUACAAAAUAGUGGUACUCUACAGAUUUUGCUGUUGCUUACAUCAAGCAUAGAUUUGAAACUAUAGGAAUCAUUCCGUUACUGUGAGAUUGUUUUUUUUAAUUCAAAUGGAAAUUUUUUCAUCUACCCUUCUGUUGUGUUAAAAAUUCUACGCAAGCAAACAAAUAUUAUUUUCGUUGUAAUUUAGGCAGGGUAAGCAUGCCAUUAUUUCUGUGAGUAAAAUAAUAAAAUGUAUUAUUACUAUCUUGUGAUAUCAAUAUAUUUAUAUUGUAUUAAAACUUUUAUCUGGGCAAGUACGUAGGCAACAAAUAAUACUGUCGAUAUUAUAUAUUAUUGUAUAAUUGUGUCUAUGUACCUAAAUAUUUAAUUUUCUUUGUGUUUCAAUAUUGAAUUGAAUAAAAUAUUCGAGUCACUCAAAAUUGUAAUAAAUAAUUUUU
Molecule: messenger RNA, 2959 nt
Organism: Neocloeon triangulifer
Lineage: Eukaryota; Metazoa; Arthropoda; Insecta; Ephemeroptera; Baetidae
Product: sorting nexin-29
Exons: 13
Coding region: 264-2444 (726 amino acids)
Molecular function (GO): phosphatidylinositol binding
Source: RefSeq, a predicted model, not a curated record